CACAUAUUUCUCCCCCUCUCCAUUUUAUCCUCACAACAACCCUGUGAGGUGGGUUAGGCUGAAAGAGAGUGACUGGCCCAGUGGGAAUUUGAACCCUGGUCUCCUCAGGUCCCAGUCCGACACUAAUCACUUCACCACUCGCAAGUAAGCGCGCAACAAAGGAGCCACAUCCUCGGCCUUUCGGACCUGAAGCCCAAAUGCGACACAACUUACAUUUCGUUUCUUUCUAAGCUUCGAUGCAACAUAAUUGGUUGUGCAAAAGACAGAGGCUAGUCAUCGUGAAGGAAUUAAAACUUCCCUGGUGGAGAGCCGGAGGAGUGGCAGAGGCGCGACUGGGGCGGAUCUCAGUCUUGCCCACCCUCCCGUCCGGUCCUGCUCCUCUCCCCGUGCAAGAUGGCGGCUUCAGCGACGGUGUCGCGGGCUUGGACUCUGCUGCUCCGCUGCUCAGGUUCUUUACCUCCAUUUCGGCAUGGGCAAGCUGCUGCCCAGAGGCUCAGCUGCCUACCUGUCCAGAGAAGGCUGUUCAGCAACAACAAAAUCCUUGUGGAUCUGGAUGAGAGCACAGGGGUAGCGGUGAUGAAGAUGAAGAACCCUCCUGUUAACAGCCUUAGCCUGGAAUUUCUGACUGAGUUUUCAAUAAGCCUGGAAAAACUGGAGAAUAAUAAAGCUUGCCGUGGUGUCAUCCUGACCUCGGCCACCCCUCAGAUCUUCUCUGCGGGGCUGGACAUCACCGAGAUGUAUGGCAAGAGCGAAGAGCACUACGCUGAGUUCUGGAAGGCCGUGCAGGAGAUGUGGAUUACGCUCUACAAUUCCAGUUUGGUGACCAUUGCUGCCAUCAAUGGUUCCAGCCCUGCAGGCGGCUGCCUCAUGGCCAUGUCGUGCGAUUACAGGAUCAUGGCCGAGAAUCCCAAGUACAGCAUUGGGCUGAACGAGACAAAGCUGGGCAUCGUUGCCCCUUUCUGGUUUAAAGAGACAAUGACAAACACCAUUGGCCACAGGGCCACGGAACGGUCCCUCCAGAUGGGUUUCCUCUACUCUGCCCCUGACGCCCUCAGAGUUGGGAUCGUAGAUGAGUUAGUGCCUGAGGAGAAGAUCCAGAAUGUGGCUGCGGAGGUGAUGACCCAGUGGUUGGCCAUUCCAGACUACGCCCGCCAAAUCUCCAAGUCCUCCAUGCGGAAGCCAACAGUGGACCACAUGCUGGCGCAUCGCGACGCCGACAUCCAGAAUUUUGUGCGCUUCAUCUCCAGGGACUCUAUUCAGAAGUCCCUCCAGGUCUACUUGGAGAUGCUGAAGCGGAGGAAAGCCUGACCGCCGGGCCUCUUAGCCGCCUGGGACCUUGGGGCGCAGCCCAGCAGCCUUAUGGCACACCGCUCUUGAUUUCUGGCCCAUGGCCCCGUGUGUCCUGUGACCUCGGCCGCUAUUUAACUCAAGCGCCCUUGUUCCUGACUGGUGCCUUUUGCACAGAGUUUUGUUGUUGAGGGUUUUUUUCCUUUGGAUGCUGGAGCUCAGGUUGUGGAUGGAUGGCAGGGCUCAGAAUGGUUUUGUGGGGAAGGAAAGGGGGCAUGUUAGGUACCUCAGUUGCUGUUCAGGUACUAGGAACGAAUCAACUUUCCAAAAUGUGAACUGUCAAUAAAUCAUUAAAACAGGUUAA
This is a messenger RNA of Rhineura floridana, 1651 nucleotides long. It is a transcript of the gene ECI1, whose product is annotated as enoyl-CoA delta isomerase 1. The coding region runs from base 394 to 1308 and encodes 304 amino acids. Gene Ontology annotation, molecular function: enoyl-CoA hydratase activity. The transcript has 7 exons. The record is from RefSeq and is a predicted model, not a curated record. Lineage: Eukaryota; Metazoa; Chordata; Lepidosauria; Squamata; Rhineuridae. Gene Ontology annotation, biological process: fatty acid beta-oxidation. Gene Ontology annotation, cellular component: mitochondrion.